ACAGUAACAGAAAAUGGAGAUCCCUCUUCUGGAAAACAAAUGAGGAAAAAACGUAUAAAAAGACUGCAUCAUCAGCUAUCAAAGGGACCAUACAGCUGGGUAUAGGAUACACAGUAGGCAACCUCACAUCUAAGCCUGACAGAGAUGUACUUAUGCAAGAUUUUUAUGUCGUAGAGAGUGUCUUUCUUCCCAGUGAAGGGAGCAAUCUAACUCCUGCUCAUCAUUAUCCAGACUUCAGAUUUAAGACGUAUGCUCCUUUAGCCUUCCGCUAUUUCAGAGAACUAUUUGGUAUUAAGCCUGAUGACUACUUGUAUUCAAUUUGCAGUGAACCUCUAAUAGAACUAUCCAACCCUGGUGCAAGUGGAUCUUUGUUCUUUGUCACCAGUGAUGACGAGUUCAUAAUCAAAACAGUUCAACACAAAGAAGCAGAGUUCCUUCAGAAACUGUUGCCGGGCUACUACAUGAAUCUCAACCAGAAUCCAAGGACACUCUUGCCAAAGUUUUAUGGACUAUAUUGUGUCCAGUCUGGGGGCAUUAAUAUACGGAUAGUUGUAAUGAACAAUGUUCUGCCUCGAGCACUGAAAAUGCAUUUCACAUAUGACUUGAAAGGAUCAACAUACAAAAGGAGGGCAUCCAGGAAAGAGCGAGAGAAGUCCAACCCCACUUUUAAAGAUUUGGAUUUUCUGCAAGACAUGCAUGAAGGAUUGUAUUUUGACUCUGAAACCUAUACUGCACUGAUGAAAACACUACAGCGGGAUUGUCGAGUGCUGGAAAGCUUUAAAAUCAUGGAUUACAGUUUACUGCUUGGAAUCCACAUAUUGGACAGUGCUGCAAAAGAGAGAGAAGGCGAGACCUCUCAGAACCCAUCUGAUUCUAAACGCCCAGGAGGACAAAGAGUUCUCUAUUCUACAGCUAUGGAAUCGAUACAGGGCCCAGGAAAAUCUGGGGACUGUGUCAUCACGGAGAGCACCAACACAAUGGGAGGCAUUCCAGCUAAAAGCCACAGAGGAGAGAAACUGCUGCUGUUUAUGGGCAUCAUUGACAUCCUACAAUCUUAUAGAUUAAUAAAGAAAUUGGAACAUUCCUGGAAAGCACUUGUUUAUGAUGGAGACACUGUUUCAGUGCACAGGCCAAGUUUUUAUGCUGACAGAUUUUUAAAGUUUAUGAGUUCCAGAGUGUUCAAAAAGAAUCAAACAUUAAAGUCUUCUCCCUCCAAGAAAAGAUGCAAUUCCAUUGCUGCUUUAAAAGCUACAUCACAGGAAUUUGUAUCUGUCGUUAGCCAUGACUGGAAAGAUGAAAAACAUGACUUGCUUACAGAGGGACAGAGCUAUUGUAGUCUUGAUGAAGAAGUAUUAGCCUCCCGACACAGGCCAGAUUUAGUGCCAAGCACAGCCUCUCUGUUUGAAGCAGCUUCUUUAGCAACAACAAUUUCUUCUUCCUCCUUGUACACAGAUGACAAUUAUCAACACGAUGGAACUAGGUUUUAUUCUAGCAGUAAAGUAUUGCCUUCAAGUUCAACAUUCACCUUAGAAGACAGUGCUAUCUGCUUGACUUCAGAACAGAGCACAGUGGAGACAGAGAAUGAUAAUGCUUCUGUACUGGAUGUAUACUUAUUGCAAACAGGAGGGAGAGCAACCACUCAAGAAGAAAAGAGGUAUGACACAAUGUAACAGUCCAGAAAAGGAAAAAAAUUAAACAUGAGUGUUUUUGAAGGGGAAAAAAGCACUUUCUGCACUCCAAAUUUGCAAGGAAAAUUUGUGGAUCUAAAAUAUGUGAUCAAGAGAACAUCUGUGGAAAACACCAAUGGAUUUUUGCAUCCUAGAAAUAAUACUUAGACUUGCAGAUGAGACAUGAAACAUUCCACACUUUACUAUGACGUGCUGUUGCCUGCUGAACUGUGAAGAACUGCUUACACCUUAUCUUAAGCUGCUUUCUCUACUGUUGCCAAUCAUCUUUUCAGGACAUGAAAGUGAUAUUUUCUUAUUGACUCUCACGUGAUUUUUCAUUUGCAUGUAUUCAGUGAUUAUGCACAAAACAAAGUAUCUAAUCUGCUUUGCCUAUUUAAAAAGCCAUCAUCACACUGGUGAUUAUUAUGUAAAUCAAUUCUGCUUUCCCCCAGAAUUAUAAUUGCUCACCUAUUAAUUUCACACAAGGGUUAGUGUAAUAUGUCUGCACAUACUUUAUGGAAACUAUCUUCUGUAAAGAAAUUUUCACUGUUUAUUAGUGAAAAAGUUAUUUAUAACAAGGCCUUAUGUUGUGUACAUAUAUUGUCUUUGAAAUAUUUGUGAUUAGAUCUAUUGCUUGUAAAUGAUAAAAUUACAUAAUUUAUUUAGUAUAUUCUACUGUAAACUAUAGUUUUAUUGACAGAAAUAAAGUAUUUUGUUC
This is a messenger RNA of Sceloporus undulatus (fence lizard), 2385 nucleotides long. It is a transcript of the gene PIP5K1B, whose product is annotated as phosphatidylinositol-4-phosphate 5-kinase type 1 beta. The coding region runs from base 153 to 1670 and encodes 505 amino acids. The record is from RefSeq and is a predicted model, not a curated record. Gene Ontology annotation, molecular function: phosphatidylinositol kinase activity. Gene Ontology annotation, biological process: phosphatidylinositol metabolic process. The transcript is spliced from 14 exons. NCBI's taxonomy places the organism in Eukaryota, Metazoa, Chordata, Lepidosauria, Squamata, Phrynosomatidae.